Messenger RNA from Effrenium voratum, 693 nucleotides. The record is from the annotation of a GenBank genome assembly. NCBI's taxonomy places the organism in Eukaryota, Dinophyceae, Suessiales, Symbiodiniaceae.
AUGGCAGUGGCACUCGCAGAAGCCGGAGCGGACAUCAUCGGUGUCAGUGCCAGCCUGGAAAGCGCGGGCAGCGCGAUCGAAGCUGAUGUGAAAGCGCUCGGCAGAAGCUUUCACGCCUACCAAUGCGACUUCGGUGACCGGUGCGCAUUGAAGGCCUUCGCAGCGAAGGUCAACGAAGAACACCCGGUCAUCGACAUCCUUGUGAACAAUGCCGGCACGAUCAAGCGGGCACCCUUGACCGAACACGACGAUGACAUCUGGGAUGAGGUGAUUGAAAUCAAUCUUUCCUCGCAGUUCCUUCUGACCCGCGAAGUCGGAUCCCGCAUGGUCGCGCGCGGUUCCGGCAAAAUCAUCUUCACGGCAUCCCUGCUGACGUUUCAGGGAGGCAUCACCGUUCCGGGCUACGCUGCCUCAAAGGGAGGGAUUGGCCAGCUCACGAAGUCCUUUGCAAAUGAAUGGGCCGCAAACGGGGUAAACGUGAACGCCAUUGCACCCGGUUACAUUGCAACGGACAACACCGAAGCGCUGCGAAACGAUCCGGCGCGCUCAAAGUCGAUUUUGGAGCGCAUUCCGGCAGGCCGUUGGGGCAAAGCCGUGGACUUCGCCGGUCCGGCUGUUUUCCUUGCCUCGGCAGCUUCCGACUACAUGAACGGAUCCAUUGUGACUGUCGACGGUGGCUGGAUGGGUCGAUGA